Molecule: messenger RNA, 1857 nt
Organism: Homarus americanus (American lobster)
Lineage: Eukaryota; Metazoa; Arthropoda; Malacostraca; Decapoda; Nephropidae
Product: zinc finger MYM-type protein 1-like
Exons: 3
Coding region: 1-1857 (618 amino acids)
Source: RefSeq, a predicted model, not a curated record
AUGGCAAGCACAAGCAGAGAUAGAGGCAGAGGGCGUAAGUAUUUAAAUGGCAACCAGAAGCGAGCACUGGCAAAGGCAAAGGUGCUUGAAAAUGAAAAACAUCGAGGUGCUAUCAAAAAAUUUCUUGUCACUCCACCUUUGAAACGCCCAUGUAUUGAAGAUGAAGAAGACAAAAACGAUUCAGAAAAUGACAAUACAGCCAUUAGUCCAAUUACAGUUGAUGAAUACAAUGAAGAAAUUGAUAUUCAGUUUGAAAAAGUUCAAGUUGACACACAGACACAGUUGAAUCAAACUGAAGACGAUCUUAAUACAACAGAAGACAGUGCCAAAGUGAGAAGUCCACUUAUAGCUAAAGAAGAGUCAGAAGGCCAAGCCCAAACAUCAAACAGUGAUGGAUCAUCCACAAGUUUAGUGGAGCUGUUUGCAAAGUUUGACUCUGUUCUUGAAGAACAUUUACGUAAAGUCAAGGCCAACGAAAUUCAUAAUCACUAUUUAGGAAAAGAUACUCAGAAUGAACUACUAGACAUUAUGGCUACAGCUGUUUUGAAUGAGAUACUGAAUCGCGUAAAAGCAGCUAAGUACUAUGCCAUAAUUUUAGACUGCACACCUGACUUGAGCCACCAGGAGCAAAUGUCUCUAACGAUCAGGUAUGUUUCUGAUGGCAACUUGGCUCCUUCAGGUGUUUAUGAACAUUUCAUACAGUUUAUGCAGGUUGAAAGUAGCACAGGAGAAAAUUUAUAUAAAACAUUAUUAAACACACUAGAGGAAUUAAAAUUGGAUGUGAAAGACAUUCGAGGCCAAGGUUAUGACAACGGUAGCAAUAUGAAAGGUCACACAUCGGGAGUACAAGCACGGCUGUUGCAGGAUAAUCCAAGAGCCUUCUUUGUACCCUGCGCAUGUCACAAUUAUAACCUGUUACUAGGAGAUGUAGCCAAGUGCUGUCCAGAUGCUAUAACAUUUUUUGGGAUCUUGCAAAGGAUCUACAUAAUGUUCUCAGCAUCAACAAAGAGGUGGGCAGUUUUUAAGAAACAUGUACCUGGGUUAUCAGUGAAACCCUUGAGCGACACAAGGUGGGAGUGUCGGAUUGAUAGUGUUAAAGCUAUUCGUUAUCAGGUUGGAGAAGUAUAUGAUGCACUUGUGGAAACAUCAGAGAUAACAGAUGAGCCCAAGGUAAAAGCAGAGACAGAAGGUUUAGCAAACCAGCUAAAAGACUAUAAAUUUUUAGUUUCUUUGAUAUUUUGGCAUAAUUUACUUUUUAAAGUUAACUAUGUUAGCAAGGAACUACAAGGUAAAACAAAGGACAUUGAUGAAGGCAUGGAGUCAUUUGAAAAACUAUUAUCAUGGCUAAGAAAAUAUAGAGAGAGUGGUUUUAAUGAUGUCCUAAUAGGCGCAAAUGAUUUGGCUGAAGCUGUUGAAUUACCACUAGAAUUUAGGAAAUUUCAAGAUAAACGACUACAAAGAAGGAAGAGAAUGUUUUCAUAUGAGGCAAAAGAUCAAGCUUUUGAUGAUCCAAAAGAAGCAUAUAGAGUUCAGUGCUUUACCUUAGUGCUAGACAAAGCUAUUCAAUCUCUAGAAUCUAGAUUUAUGCAGCUUAAAAGCCAUAUAAAAUUAUUUGGAUUUUUAAAUAACUUUCAGGGCUUACAAAAGGCAGAAAUAAGGAAACACACAGUAGACCUUGAAGCAGCUUUAAUUGACACCAAACUAAAACAGAACACUGAUGUAGAGGUAGGUACUGUAACAAGUAAAGAUGUAGAUGGUUAUCUGUUGGCUGAAGAACUUGAAGCUCUGAAAACUUUUCUGCCCACCAGUGUCGCCAAGCCCCAAGCCCUGUUUGAAUACCUGGUAUAUAUCAAGUAA